UCAGAAAGCUCAUGAUGACUGCUGCCCCACUCCAAGGAAAGGAAAGAGACCCCCCCUCUCCUAGCCAAGAUAAAGGAAACAUGAGGUGUUCAAGGACGCUUUGAAGGUUCUGACGAGUGACAUCAACAUCAAGCAAGAGAAGAAAACUCAGAAGGAUGAGCUCUUUUGCAUGUAGAAGAGAAGACAAAUCUGGUGUUCUAAGCCCAACAAAAAAGCCAUCUUCGGUCCAUUUUCUCCCCAAGAGGACAGAUUCAGAUACCACAUCGAUAGAGAUGUCACAGUCAUUUUACCAAGAAAUGCCUCUCAGCUUCUGCCACAUCACCAGCACUCAGAACAGUGGGAUAACCUUAUCAUCCAUGGGACCACUGACUUCUAAAUCUACCUUAAUGAGCCACUCCCGAGCAGACACCAGCGCAGGAAAGCAAAGCCCAAGCUUCUUGCUUCCAAAGAAACAGCAGCUACUGGGUCUAGACUCAGAGACAUUAAUUUUGGGGGACGGAGAAGAUUAUUUCCUUUCUUUGUUUGGAGCUUCGAACAAACUUCCUGUGCAUUCAUCCCACAUGGAGGAAGAUGAAAGCAGACACCUCUCUGUGAUACUCGAAGAAGUUGGCCAGUUUACAUCCAGUUCUCUUGGAGAUAUUAAAAUAGCUGAGGUGAAUAUCAAGGGAUUAUUUGUGAGACUUGUUAACUCGUCCACUGACAAAGAAAUGGAGAUUGGAGAUCACAUUCUCCUGCAGAAUGUGGGUGGACAUCCAGUUUCCUCAUACCGUUUCCUCCCCAACAUCACAAUGCAGGCCAAUUCCAUGGUGACGGUGUGGGCUACAGCCUCAGAUGUGAAGCCACAGCCACCAACAGUUUGGGAAGAGCAGAGCAGAUUCCGGUGGAGUCCAGACUGCACAACCAUCCUAUGCAAACCCAACGGUGAGGCUAUCGCCUGGUAUACUCCGAUUCACUGGAAGCAAGCUUGGGAGAAGUUAGAGACUGACACUGAAUUCGAGAGAUGUUCAGUCACCACCCCAUUACUGCGAAGCCAUAUGUUUUGGUGGAUGACAUCUGUGACUUCCAUAAGUAAAGAAGGACAAGGUCUGCUGAAGAAAGAGUCCCCUAAGUGUCAGCUAGAAGAUUCAAGUUGGCCUUUUUCUUGUUACAGGGACAUGGAAAUCCCACCAACCAUUUUCUCCAACUCCAGCCCUUGGUGUCGUAGUCCCUACACCCCUCCACAUCCUUACUGUUCUCUAAUUGAACCGUACUACUCAGAUGUUUCCGAGAGCAACUUGAGGCCACAGCUCAAGUCUCAACCAACCAAUUGUGACCCAGCCACAGAGACCAAGAAAAAGAAAAAGUCAAGAGAAGAGGAGGAGGAUGUCAACCCAGCCUGUGGACCCCCAAAGUGACCUGUCGGCUUCCAGAGUUCUUCAGUCAUUUGCAAUUUCACCAGUAUCUUUUCCACAACCAUCGAAGUUGAUUAACUCUGCUGCCCAGUUUGUCCCUUGCUGUGUCAUAGCCGUCUGGGAAGAGUGAAUAGGUUUGCAGGAUGGACUUGUCAUGCUGGUGAAACACAUUACAUGGUCUAAAGAAAACGAAACACCGGGGCAAACGUCUGCAGCCACUCAGCUACGGAGGAGGCUUGGAGCACAGGCUUGCUGGCUGAGCCGUCCUCCCGAGACACACGGAGGCAUUAGGACUGCCCCACAUAAGCAAACAAAGCUGUCUUCUGUUUCACUUUAAGUGUGCUGCCUGGUUCCUUUAAGUCCGGGAUAUAUCAGGGGAAAGCUGAUUAGGGGCCAGCAAGGGGAAUGAAAGAGCAUUUAGAAGUGCUUUUGGUAAACUGGCGACAUCAGACCCAUUUGGACCUUCGUGUUCAAAAACCAUGUUAGCACGUUCGUGGAGUAGCUGAGCUGCUUAGGAGUCUAGAACUCUGCAGAUCGUUAAGUCACCAUUGAAGCUGAAACCCAAACGUGCACAUGUUACAGAGUUGAAUUAAUGGAGACACAAUGAAUCAUCCCUUCACCUUGGCAACAGCUGAGAUAGCGUGCAAUGCCGUGACUGUACAAGUGUAUUCUAUCUCACUGCACAAAAUACCUGCAUAGAAACAACUUAAGGGAAGAAUAAUGUGGCUCAGUCCAUGGUGGAGCAGAAUAUCAUGGGCAUGUGAUGGAGAAGCCUCUUUACUUCUUAGAAAACAGGAAACAGAGAGAAGGGGUAAAUAGGAAGAGCCAGGGUGAGACAAACCGAUGAGCACAGACCCAGCCACUACUUUCUCCAACAAGCCCCACCUCCCACAUUUCACCACCCCAAUAAUGCCAUCUGAUCAUGAACCCAUCACGGAACAACCCAUCUGUUAGGUCAAAGCCAUCCCGAUUUAACCAUGUCUGGAAACAUCAUCACAGAUAUACCCAGAGAUGUGCUCCACUA
Molecule: messenger RNA, 2415 nt
Organism: Nannospalax galili (Upper Galilee mountains blind mole rat)
Lineage: Eukaryota; Metazoa; Chordata; Mammalia; Rodentia; Spalacidae
Product: lamin tail domain-containing protein 1-like
Cellular component (GO): nuclear envelope; cytoplasm
Source: RefSeq, a predicted model, not a curated record